This is a messenger RNA of Symbiodinium natans, 573 nucleotides long. The record is from the annotation of a GenBank genome assembly. Lineage: Eukaryota; Dinophyceae; Suessiales; Symbiodiniaceae.
AUGGCCCGACAGGCCGGCGCUGCGAAGCGCAGGGGGAAGGUGAUUCGGUGUGUUUUUCCAGAUGGGCGUGAGGAAGUCCGCUUUGCGGCCUUGGACCUCAAAGGAGGUUCCCUCGAUCUCCUCGAAGUCCGCAUCGGUGACGACGAGAAGGUGCUGCUUGGCAAAGCGAAGCACAUUAGCUUCGGCGUCGUGGGCGCAGCAGAUGCAGAUGGGAAUGUUGUCAGGAUCUUCGACCAGGCUCCCAACGCUGGAGUUCUGGUUCAGAUGACCUUCUCCCAAGGCCCGGGCGCUGCAAGAGCAUGGGCCGACUUCAUCAACCAGGCCCGGCAAGCUGACGCCUCCAAGUUGUCCAAAGAGGCGGCAGAAGGAGGUGCGCCGCAGCUGAGGGAUGUGGUUGACAAGCAGGAAGAGCAGGUCCAGCUCCUCGAGGCCCUGGUGCAGCGGAAGGGUGAGCAGCUGCUGCAGCUCCAAGAGCACCUCGAGGCCGGUACUGGCAAUGACAAGGACUUGGUCAACAAGGAUGGCACAACACCACUGCGCUUGCCAAGAGACUUGGCCGGCAAUGCCGGCUAA